Messenger RNA from Gopherus flavomarginatus (Mexican gopher tortoise), 1243 nucleotides. It is a transcript of the gene CCN6, whose product is annotated as cellular communication network factor 6. Gene Ontology annotation, biological process: cell adhesion; signal transduction. Gene Ontology annotation, molecular function: heparin binding; integrin binding. Gene Ontology annotation, cellular component: extracellular region; extracellular matrix. Bases 402 to 1166 code for a protein of 254 amino acids. The record is from RefSeq and is a predicted model, not a curated record. NCBI's taxonomy places the organism in Eukaryota, Metazoa, Chordata, Testudines, Testudinidae. The transcript has 6 exons.
UUCUGUAAUUUAUCAACAUCACGUUGUAUUUUAAGUCUGGCCUUUAAAGCAUCUUGUGAUCACUCAGUUUUCUUUCAUCCCCAAACUGUACUAGUAUAUCCUGAACUCCAGGAAUUAAAGUACUCACAGAGAGAGGACCUGUAGCUCCUUCUACAUUCUCGCUGAGCCUUGCUUAUUACCUCCACUCAACUUGACACUGAACCAUUAAGAUUUGCUGUUGCUAUUUGAUAUUUCAGUCAAACGUCUCUUUCAAGCCACACCUCUACCCUGAUAUAACGUGACCCGAUAUAACACGAAUUUGGAUACAAUGCGGUAAAGCAGCGCUCCAGGGGGGUGAGGUUGCGUGCUCCAGCAGAUCAAAGCAACUUUGAUAUAACGUGGUUUCACCUAUAACACGGAACAUGCAGUGGCUCCUCAUUCUCACUCUCUUCACCAUCAUUUAUAUACAACAGUUUUUCUGCAGGGCACAAGGCAACGGACAACUAGAAGUGAAGCCUGGGGAAAAAUCUGCAGAAGCCAGUGAGGUACAUCAGCGUAAAGAGUUUUGUCACUGGCCAUGCAAAUGCCCCCAUGUGCCAACCUGCACCCCGGGAGUGAGCCUGGUAAAGGAUGGUUGCGAAUGUUGUAAAAUCUGUGCCAAGCAGGCUGGAGAGACCUGUAAUGAAGCAGAGACCUGUGACCCUCACAAAGGACUUUACUGUGAUUACUCUGCAGACAGGCCUAGGUAUGAAACAGGAGUAUGUGCAUAUAUGAUAGCAGUAGGAUGUGAGCUCAAUGGAGUGUAUUAUGUCAAUGGCCAGGCCUUCCAGCCCACCCCACUUUAUAAGUGUCUCUGUGUUAGUGGUGCAAUUGGAUGUACACCUGUAUUCACCUCAAAGGCAGCAGCAAGUCAGUGUGUCAUGGUCAAGGGCAGAAAAAAGUCUGGACAUUCCAACUGUGGCCCUGGACAACAGAAACAGCUACAAUCAACAGGCUACAGAUCAAUGCCAGAUCUGUGCCAGGCUUUUAAUCUGCUUCCUGCACUGAGAUCUUUAACCUGCUGUCUACCUUCCAGGUUACAGAAGUCUACCACUUGUUUUGAAGGAGAAGUGCUUAGUACAGGCAACUUCUUGGACACCUUGUUCCAGAACCUGUGGCAUAGGUAUAUCCAACAGAGUGACCAAUGAAAACAGUAAAUGUGAAAUGAGAAAAGAAGAGAGGUUGUGUAUCAUCCAACCUUGUCAGACCAAUAUAUUGAAGACUA